CUCACCAGCACACACAGAUCACCUGAGCUCUCUGUGCAUGUUUCUUACAGUGCGCAGCAGGGGGCGGAGCUUCACGUAAAGUGAAAGUAAAAGUAAAAACGGAGAAACGCGCUGACACACAGUCCGACGGUUCCUUCAGGUCCAGAUCGACCGUUCAGAACCAGGUUAACCUUCCUUCUCCUCUUCCUCCUCGCGCUGAAGAUGCUCCACAGUCUGAAUCCCUGCGAACUGCAGGGGGGAGGAUUCAACUUCGAGAACAGCCGCAGGAAUGAAGUGUUGGAGUCUAGUCUGUCGGAGCUCGGCUGCAAACCCCCCAAAGCCAGAAAGACAGGGACAACCAUCGCCGGGAUGGUGUUUAAGGACGGGGUGAUUCUGGGAGCAGACACUCGAGCGACAGACGACAUGGUGGUUGCCGACAAGAACUGCAUGAAGAUCCACUUCAUCGCCCCUAACAUCUAUUGCUGCGGAGCAGGCGUGGCUGCAGACGCAGAGAUCACCACACAGAUCAUGGCCUCUAACGUGGAGCUGCACACGCUCAACACGGGGAGACCGGCACUCGUCGCCAUGGUUACAAGACAGCUCAAACAGAUGCUGUUCAGGUAUCAGGGUCAAAUAGGGUCAUCUCUGAUAGUUGGAGGUGUGGAUGUGACCGGAGCUCACCUGUACAGCGUUUAUCCUCACGGCUCCUACGACAAGCUGCCCUUCCUCACCAUGGGCUCUGGAGCUGCAGCAGCUGUCUCUGUGUUUGAGGACAGAUUCAAACUGAACAUGGAGCUGGAGGAGGCUAAGCAGCUGGUGUGUGAUGCCAUCACUGCAGGUAUCUUCUGUGACCUGGGUUCAGGUAGUAACGUGGACCUGUGUGUGAUCACAGCAGGGGGCGUGAAGUACCUGAGAGGCUACGAUCAACCCGGCAUCAAGGGGGAGAGAGAGGGACAGUACAGGUAUAAACGUGGCACCACGGCCGUCCUGACCAAAACGGUGACCCCGCUGAGUCUGGACGUGGUCGAUGAAACUGUUCACACCAUGGAGUCGGACUAACACAAACAACAACAACAACAAACAAACAAACCUGAUCAGAGAGAGUCAGAUGGAACAGGUUUAUAUAAAACGUGUCUGUGUUUGAUAAAGCUUCAGUUCGUGCAGAGCUCUGUACCUGAGACGUCUCUGCUUUUAUACUACAGGUGUGUUUGAGAAUCAAAUCAAUAAAGACAGUACUAAAUCAUGA
Messenger RNA from Notolabrus celidotus (New Zealand spotty), 1225 nucleotides. It is a transcript of the gene psmb10, whose product is annotated as proteasome 20S subunit beta 10. NCBI's taxonomy places the organism in Eukaryota, Metazoa, Chordata, Actinopteri, Labriformes, Labridae. Bases 202 to 1038 code for a protein of 278 amino acids. Gene Ontology annotation, cellular component: proteasome core complex. The record is from RefSeq and is a predicted model, not a curated record. The transcript is spliced from 8 exons.